Trichoderma aggressivum f. europaeum is the source of this 537-nucleotide messenger RNA. RefSeq lists its product as uncharacterized. Gene Ontology annotation, molecular function: protein-N-terminal-alanine acetyltransferase activity; protein N-terminal-serine acetyltransferase activity. Bases 1 to 537 code for a protein of 178 amino acids. The transcript has a single exon. The record is from RefSeq and is a predicted model, not a curated record. NCBI's taxonomy places the organism in Eukaryota, Fungi, Ascomycota, Sordariomycetes, Hypocreales, Hypocreaceae.
AUGGAUGAUUCGCUCGGACCGCCUGUAGCGUCAGCUGAACCGGCCCUUCUACCGCCACGGACGCCUCUCCACGGCCGCUACACAUCUGUGGUUCCGCUACAGCCUGAGCACUGGCGAGCGAUAUACAAACAUCUUGGGGGAGAAGACAACGCCUGGAGAUGGAAGUACAUGCCGCUUGAGGGACUCCUUACCGAGGAGGCAUGUGAGUUAACGAUCAAGACUUGGUGCGCUUCAGCCGAUCCCCUAUACUACGCGGUACUUUCGGGUCCAGCUUCCGAUCCCGCUUCGGAGCCGGCAGGCAUCCUGUCAUACUUGUCGAUCGUUCCAACCCACCGUAGAAUUGAGAUUGGAUGGGUGAUUCUGGGCGACGCUCUGAAGCACUCCAGGGAGGCGACGGAGGCAUUUUUCUUGUUCAUGAAGCAUUCAUUUAUGGAUCUGGGAUAUCUACGUGUCGAAUGGAAGGCCAAUCAUCUAAAUGGGCCGAGCUUGGCAGCGGCUCGGCGACUGGGUUUUACGUACGAGGGAAUUUUCAGGUGA